This is a messenger RNA of Ricinus communis (castor bean), 3062 nucleotides long. Its product is annotated as G-type lectin S-receptor-like serine/threonine-protein kinase At4g27290. Gene Ontology annotation, biological process: recognition of pollen; protein phosphorylation. Lineage: Eukaryota; Viridiplantae; Streptophyta; Magnoliopsida; Malpighiales; Euphorbiaceae. The transcript is spliced from 7 exons. Bases 395 to 2845 code for a protein of 816 amino acids. The record is from RefSeq and is a predicted model, not a curated record. Gene Ontology annotation, molecular function: protein serine/threonine kinase activity; ATP binding.
CCUAUCUGUAUCAUUGCAGACGAGUGGAGUCCUCCGAAUGCAUCAAUUGGACCAAUCUUGUCACUUCCAAUUUCUUGGUGACUUGGGAACGAUACCAUUCAAGCACGCACAUGCAGGAUAACCAUUGCUAUUGCAGUUAGAAUUUGGACCGCAGAAGCCAUACUUUUCACAUUGAUCAAGCUCCGAUGUAGAUAUGACCAUCCAUUUAUUUGUUUCAUCAUUCCAUAUACGUAUGAGUAUAUAAGUUUGAUAUCUUGACUCUCUCAAGUCAAUUACCUAUAAAACUUGUAAGUCAUAAACCAAGUUAUAUUAUUUACUACAGAUAUACUCUAAUGCCUUGUCAAUUUAUUUAACAGAUUUAAACUUCUGGCUUUUAGUUAACGAGAGAAAAGAAAUGGGAGGCUUUGUAGUGCUUUUAUUAUACUCCUUUUUAAUCUCCAUCAUAACAACCUCCACUUCACUAGAUAGGAUUAAUCUAGAACAAUUCAUAAGAGAUGGUGAGACUAUAGCUUCAACAGGUGGAAGAUUUGAACUUGGAUUUUUCAGUCCUGAAAAUUCCAAAAUGAGAUUUGUGGGUGUGUGGUACAAGAAUAUAUCUCCGCAGACGGUUGUAUGGGUUGCCAACAGAUCAUCUCCACUUUCCAAUACUAUGGGAGCUUUAAACCUCACUAGCCAAGGAAUUCUACUUCUUACCAAUAGCACAAACAAUUUUGUUUGGUCAUCAAAUGUAUCGAGAACUGCAAAAGAUCCAGUAGCUCAGCUCUUGGAGACCGGAAAUCUUGUUGUCAGAGAUAAAAAUGACACUAAUCCAGAUAACUACCUGUGGCAGAGUUUCGAUUAUCCAUGUGACACCUUGCUUCCAGGAAUGAAAUUGGGAAGAAACUUGAUUACCGGUCUUAACAGGUUUAUGUCGUCCUGGAAAAGCGCAGAAGAUCCAGAUCAAGGCAAAUUCUCUUUAAUCUUGAGUCAUCAUGGUUACCCACAGCUAAUACUUUUUGAGGGAAGUGAAAUCACGUACCGACCAGGUUCUUGGAACGGAGAAACUUUUACAGGGGCUGGGAGGAAGGCGAAUCCAAUUUUCAUACAUCGAUUUAUAAACAAUGAAAUUGAGGUCUAUUACGCAUAUGAGCCCGCAAACGCUCCACUCGUUUCCAGAUUUAUGCUAAAUCCAUCAGGUAUUGCGCAGCUAUUUAAAUGGGAGGAUGAAACAAACAAAUGGAAGGUCGUAUCUACACCGGAGCUCGAUGAAUGUGAAAAUUAUGCUCUCUGUGGUCCAAAUGCUAACUGCAGGACCAAUGGCUAUCCUGCAUGUGCAUGCUUGAAUGGGUUCGUUCCCGAGUCGCCAACAAAUUGGAAGUCACAAGAAUGGUCAGAUGGAUGUAUUCGGAGGACUCCACUCGUCUGCAAUGAUACAGAUAGGUUUGUGAAAUAUACAGGGAUUAAGCUGCCAGAUACAUCUUCUUCCUGGUAUGACAGAAGCAUUGACAUCAAGGAAUGCGAGGUAUUGUGCCUGAAAAACUGUUCUUGCACUGCAUAUGCAAAUUUAGAUAUAAGGGGAGGUGGAAGUGGCUGCUUGCUUUGGUUCAAUAACCUGAUGGACAUAAGAAUAUUAGAUGGAGGGCAGGACCUCUAUGUACGGGUGGCUGCUUCAGAAAUAGAUGAACUGCGGAAGCAAAGGCGCUUUGGUAGGAAGCAAGUUGGAUUAAUGACUGGCUGUGCUACUUUCAUAACCUUCAUACUGAUCAUCUUUUACUUAUGGAGGAGAAAUAUCAGAAAACAAGAGAUGGUAAAGAAACGUGGUGGAGAGAAUCAUAAAUAUGAUGAUAGGAACGAAGACAUGGGGUUAUUAACAUUUAAUUUGAAGACAAUAUCUGAAGCCACAAACAAUUUCUCAAGCAGCAACAAGCUGGGACAAGGUGGCUUCGGACCUGUCUACAAGGGUACAUUGAAAGAUGGAAAAGAAGUAGCAGUGAAGAGGCUUUCAAAAAGUUCUGGCCAAGGAUUGAACGAAUUCAAAAAUGAAGUAAUAUUAAUAGCCAGACUUCAGCACCGUAAUCUUGUAAAGCUUCUUGGUUGCUGCACUCAUGAAGAUGAGAAAAUGUUAAUCUAUGAAUACAUGCCUAACAAAAGCUUGGACUUCUUUAUUUUUGAUAAAAUGAGAAGCAAAUUACUAGAUUGGCAUAAACGGUUCCACAUCAUUGGUGGAAUUGCUCGAGGUCUUCUUUAUCUUCAUCAAGACUCUAGACUAAAAAUCAUUCACCGAGAUCUCAAAGCCAGUAACAUUUUAUUGGAUAAUGAAAUGAAUCCGAAAAUUUCAGAUUUUGGCCUUGCAAGAAUAUUUGGAGCCGAUCAAACUGAAGCGAAUACAAAUAGAAUUGUGGGCACCUAUGGGUAUAUGUCACCUGAAUAUGCAAUGAAUGGACACUUCUCAAUCAAAUCUGAUGUCUUUAGUUUUGGUGUCUUGGUUUUGGAGAUUAUAAGUGGAAAGAAAAACAGGGACUUUUGUCACGAAGACCACAAUAUUAACCUUAUUGGGCAUGCAUGGAAGCUUUGGAUUGAGGGGACACCAUUAGAACUAAUUGAUGAAUGUCUAACUGAUAUCAUCGAUCUAUCUCAAGUGUUAAGAAGCAUUCAUGUGGCUCUAUUAUGCGUGCAAAAAAAACCAGAAGAUAGGCCAAACAUGUCAUCAGCAGUUCUUAUGUUGGGCAGCGAAAAUCCAUUGCCUAGGCCAAAACAGCCUGGUUUUUUCAUGGAAAGCCCUCCGCCUGAAGCAAAUACUACAAGGAACAACCAUAAAUCUUUCUCUGCUAAUGAAGUCACUUUUACAAUAUUGGAAGCACGAUAGAUAGGCAUGUUGAGUGCAUCAAGCAACCAAAACUCUGUUAAAUUAAUACCACAAUGUUGAAGAUCGAUAUUCCAGGAAGAUAGUCAUUUCUAUAUUAUGCUAUUUUUACUUUUAUGCGUUGGAAGUUUGAGAACAGAGUUGUAAAAUAUAUACAUUCAUUUAAAUAAAUUUAUCUGUUGAAGGGGAUGAAAAGUAUGCCUUAAAACAGAUAUAGAUA